AUGGCCUCAAACGUCAUCUCACUAACCUGCGUCCUCGCCUCUGGCGCCAUUGUGAAAACACACAACAGACCCCGGAAAACAUCUGCAGGCUACGACCUCACGCAUCUCGUUAUCGGAUCCGAAGGUACACUUGCGCUCGUCACGGAAGCGGUGCUGCGUCUUGCGCCGAUACCGCGGAACCUGCAUGUUGGGCUAGCUACGUUUGAGACGUUCCAAGAGGGCGUGGAUGUUGUUGUGAGCCUGCAGAAACUGGGUCAUCGGCUUGAGGCGUUGGAGUUGGCGGAUGGGCCGCAGAUGAGGUGUGUUAAUGUGUCGGGUCUUGCGCCUGCACGCAUGUUUGAGGAAGUGCCGACGCUGUUUUUUAAGAUUGCGGGGCCGUCGGUGUAUAGUGUGCAAGACCAGAUCGCUGUUAUGCAAGAGCUGUGUAAAACACACGGCGCAUCGCAUGUUGAGAUCACGAAUGAGGAGGAAGCGGUGGGUGUGAUCUGGGGAGCGAGGAAAUGUAUGGGCACGGCUCUUCUUGCUAUGAAGAAGAAGGAUACGGAUCUUUUCUUACACAGCGACUGCGCAGUUCCUAUUUCGAAUCUCUCCCGCCUUGUCGCCGGAACUCAGGAUCUCAUCUCCCAAGCGUCGGCUGCGAAUCAAGCGGAUUGGUUCUGUGCCAACGUCGGACAUAUCGGGGAUGGUAACCGAUGA
Messenger RNA from Alternaria viburni, 696 nucleotides. RefSeq lists its product as uncharacterized. The transcript has 2 exons. Gene Ontology annotation, cellular component: mitochondrion. Gene Ontology annotation, biological process: lactate catabolic process. Gene Ontology annotation, molecular function: FAD binding; D-lactate dehydrogenase (NAD+) activity; D-lactate dehydrogenase (cytochrome) activity. NCBI's taxonomy places the organism in Eukaryota, Fungi, Ascomycota, Dothideomycetes, Pleosporales, Pleosporaceae. The coding region runs from base 1 to 696 and encodes 231 amino acids. The record is from RefSeq and is a predicted model, not a curated record.